Molecule: messenger RNA, 1344 nt
Organism: Trichomonas vaginalis G3
Lineage: Eukaryota; Parabasalia; Trichomonadida; Trichomonadidae
Product: protein of unknown function, DUF4106 family
Exons: 1
Coding region: 1-1344 (447 amino acids)
Source: RefSeq, a predicted model, not a curated record
AUGGAUAGCGAUGAGUAUAAAAAAGAAGUUGAAGCAAAUGUAAAGGCAGAAAAACUUUUACAGUUGCAAAACCAAACCGUACAGUAUGAAAACUUAGCACAAGAAAGUAAAAAUAACGACGCAGCCAUGCAAAAGGCAAUGAAAAGCGCAGAAUAUAUAAAAGCUAAUAAUGACUGGUUAGAUGCCCAAGCCAACGCUAAAGCAGCCCAACUUAUAGGGUCAAUAAGGACAAAAAUACAAGCGGAUGAAGACAGUUCAAAUGAAGCUUUAAUGAAUGCUGACUUUAAGAACGCCUUCGAAGCUCUUCAUAGUAAGGUGAAACUAGUGAACGACUUCUCAUCUGGAAAGAAACUGAAGUCUGAAGGUUUCGACAACGAGUUAAGAGAAGUAGCACAAAAUAUGACGAAAAUAACAGAUGCAGCAACGAGACAGGCAGUUCAAAGUGCCUAUGACGCCGUUAGAGCGACUGUUGUGGAAAGUCAAGAAAAAGAGUUACAACAGACCAAAACAGACCUAGUAAAUGCUUUCUUAAGAACGAAAAGUCAGGUAGGACAUUAUGCUGCAGAUGGAACAUAUGUGCCAGCUGGUGGAACUUAUAUACCAGCUGGUGGAACUUAUAUACUAGCUAGUGGAACUUAUAUACCACCAAACCCUCCAAGAGAAGCACCUGCACCAGGACUACCUAAAACAUUUACAUCGUCACAUGGACACAGACACAGGCAUGCACCACAACAACAACCAAAACCAACAGUUCAAAACACUGCACCACAACCAACAGUUCAAAACACUGCACCACAACCAACAGUUCAAAACACUGCACCACAACCACCUCCACAACCAGCACAGCAACAACCACAAACAGAGCAAGGACAUAAAAGAAGUAGAGAACAAGGAAACCAAGAAUUCUUAAAAAUGCUUAAGGAAAAUUAUGGUUACCCAGAUACUCUUGACUUUAGUGACAGAUAUAAAGAAGCUAUUAGAAAGUUCAAGGAAGGAAAUACUGACCCGAACCUAUUUAGCUUUAUGGUUCAGCACCAAAUGGGAUAUAAUUUCAAACCUGGAAAAUACAAGCUCGCUAAGGGAUAUGAUUUAAUAGCAUAUCAUCCAAAUGACAUGACUGAAUUUACUCCGAGAUAUUUGGUGUCAGAGAUAAAUGAUAAUUCAACUAUCUUCAUGAAACGCGUAAAAAAUAGAGACGGAACGAAAGAAGAAAGGGUUAUGAAUGCGGAUGGCUUAAAUAGGAACUUGUUAAAAACGGUCUCGGAAUAUAUGAAAUGCCAGCAGAUGAGGUACAAGAAACUCCACAGGAAGAAGUUCAGAUACAACCAGACAUGGAAGAAAUAG